CGGUGCGCGUGCUCUACCACUGAGCCGCGUUAAUAUCAGAAUUACAGCUACUUGUUACCGAACCUGUGGUGUUGGCAAGCAAAGUAAAAAGGUUUGGAGCAGAGCCGCGGUUUGAAGCCUGGCUUAGACGUUCUGGGCUGACUUUCUCUGACUUUUUAAAACAUUCUUUGGAGAGCCACUCCCAUGGCGGAGCGGAGCAGCCGGACGACCCAGCUCCUUCUCCAGUACGGACACGAGGAGAGCUCGUUUCCAGGUUUUGCUGAAUCGUUUUGACAUCCCCUCCAGUGGAAUGCGGUUUGGAGAGUUUCUGACGGAAUAACCUGGAAUUCGUCGACCUGGCCAGCUUCUACCGUCUGUUGAAGAGAAGGAAACACCUGAACGGACACCUGCGUGACCGGACAACACUUGAGCUGUAAGGUGAAUCCUGGUGGCCUUCAGGCCCCAUCAUGUCUUCUCACCUCCUCGCAUCCAGACCAUCGUCUCUAAGGCUAAUGCUGUGUUUCCUGCUCAGUAUCUUCCUGCUGCUGUCCUCAGGAGUUCAUGGCCAGGGUCGUCUGAAGCUGACCGUUCUGUCUGAGGACCGAUUGCAGAUGAAGUGGAAGGAGGCCGAUGGUCCCGUUCAAGGAUACAAAGUUCGGGUCAGAACAAUGUCAGAAGAGCAGCAACCAGAGCUGAUGCUGACCACCACCCGAGGCCGAGCAACAGUGGCGGGACUGGACUCCAGUCAGGAAUACUCCCUCCAAGUCUUCGUUCUGAACGGGACGGCGGAGAAGCUUCUGGCAAAAAGGCGAUUUACCUUGGAGGGUCUGCGAGAGGAGGAGAUGAUCCGCAGCGGUAGCCGUGAGAACCGUAGGAAGUUGAUCCCAGGUGGGUCGGGCUCAGGGGACCUGGACGAUUCGACAGCUGUUCUGCUGGACCUGCCAACAGUUCUGUUUCCAGACCCCACUCUCACCACUGCUGCCACCAUCACAACUGCAGAGCCCUCAGCCACAGAAAGCGCUUCCGAAUACCCUGAUGAGCCCCCUGAGAAAAGCACCAGAGAGAAGAGGAAGAGGAAGAAAGACAAGGAGCGGCAUAGUUCCACGGUGGAAAACAAGGAGGAGCAUGGGAUGAAACAGGGCUUUCCCCAGAGGAAGCCAUAUGAGUGUGAGAGUGACGCGGCAGCAGACAUCAUGCUGUUGGUUGACGGCUCCUGGAGCAUCGGACGCACCAACUUCAGGCGGGUCAGAGACUUUCUGGAGGGUCUGGUGACGCCUUUCAACAUUGGACCAAACCACAUUCAAAUCGGGCUGACCCAGUACAGCGGAGACCCUCGCACUGAGUGGCACCUCGGUAACUUCACCACGAAAGAGCAGCUGUUGGAGGCAGUGAGGAAUUUCAGAUACAAAGGAGGAAACACAUUUACAGGACAGGCACUGCUCCACGUCAUGGAGGAAAACAUGAAGCCUAAGGCAGGAGCGCGAGCCAGUGCACCAUUUUUCCUGGUUCUGUUGACUGAUGGGAAGUCUCAGGAUGAUGCCAUUGCAGCAGCUAACCGGCUGAAGAAUGCAGGCGUGGAAAUCAUCGCUGUAGGUGUGAAAAAUGCUGACGAAGCUGAAUUGAGGCAGGUGGCAUCAGAGCCAGUUGAUCUGAACGUCUACAACGUAAAUGAUUUCCCCCUGCUCAGCAAGCUGGUCGCUCGGCUGGUUCACAUUCUGUGCAGGAGGAUAGAGGACCGUGGCAUCUCAAAACGAAUGGAGCCUGCACCCACCACACAACCAGGCCUCUCCUUUCCCAGUCCUACUGAUCUGAGGUUUUCCCAACUUGGAUCCAGACAAGUGAAGCUGCACUGGACCAAUCCUGUCCAGACCGUCCAGCAGUACAGAGUGGUUUACCACAGUGCUGAGAGUCAGAGUCCACAGGAGGUGGUUUUAUCUGGCUCUGAAUCCACUGUUCUGCUCGAUGGCCUCUCCUCUCAGACUCUCUAUCACAUCUCCAUAUUUCCUGUGUACACCAGCAGCGUUGGCUUGGCCCUCAGAGGAACUGUCACUACAUUGCCUCUGGUUAUGCCAUCCAACUUGGAAGUGACUCCCUCCUCUUACAGCACUUUGCAAGUAAGUUGGAGUCCAGCUCCUGGUGCAACUGAUUACAUGAUCCUAUACUCAGCACUCAGCGACGGAGAGCCUGAAGAUGCAAAGGAGGAGAAAUUCAGUGCAGGCCAGACAGUGGUGGAGCUGGCAGGCUUGCAGCCAGAAACAGACUACUCUGUCACUCUUUAUGCUCUCUAUGAUGAAGAGCCCAGUGAUCCAGUCACUUCAGUCUCCCGCACACUACCCCUCCCAGCUCCAGUUGGAAUUCACUUCCCGAUUGUAACCCACAGCAUGAUAAAGGUGAGCUGGGUCCCUGGUGCUGUGGAUGUCCCAGGCCACAGAAUCACCUACAGCACCAAUCACGGUAGUGACAUUAAGCAGAUGGAGGUAAAAGGCCAGAACUCUGUGGUGCUGCAAAGCCUUUCAUCUCUGUCCCGAUACCUGGUUUCAGUCCAGUCCCACUACCCACAAGGCCUGUCUGCCACACUCACCAGUAACGUCACAACACUGAAGGUGCCUUCUCCAUCAGAUCUCAAGGUGACUAAUUUCUCGGGCAGUGAAAUUACGGUACGCUGGGCGGCAGCAGCAGAUGAUGUGGUCUAUUACCUCAUCAAAUGGAUCUCUUUAAGUGAAGGAGACCUGAGGCAGCUGAAGGUGAACGGAGACAAUGAAGGAGCGAUCCUGGAGGGAGUGGAGGAGGAUAAAGAAUACCAGAUCUCUCUGUCUGCACUUUAUGGAGAUGGAGCUCAGAGUGAGGCUGUGGCCAUUCGAUACAGUACCUUGUCAGGCGGAGGCCCCUCCAGUCUAUCUGUGUCAGAAGAAACUGCAGUUAGCAUGUUGGUCAGCUGGGUGCCUCCAAAUGCUCACGUCCUCCAGUACCGGGUUUCUUACACACCACUGACCGGAGCUGAGACCCAGGAUGGAACUGUGUUGGUCCCUGGUGGUCAUAAGCAGGUGGUGCUGGAGUCAUUGCAGCCAGAUACACGUUAUAGCAUCUUAGUCACUGCAGAGUAUCGCAACAAAGAAGGAGGCAGCGGCUCAGCUCAAGGCAAAACCGCCAGUCUGCGUGUGAGCAGCAUAAGCGUCGUCAGAUCGGACCACUCCAGUAUCUGUUUGUCCUGGAGGCCCGUGUUGGCGGUUGAUGGGUACCGUGUUGUCAUGCAGUCAGUUAAAGACAAGCAAAUAAAACAGGAAACUGUGGAUGAGUCCACCAACAGCUACUGCUUCAACCACCUGGAACCUGAAACCCUGUAUCGUAUCAGCGUGCAUUCGCUUCUCGGCUCUGCAGAGGGCGCUGCCGUCUCCAUUCUCCAUCCUACAGCUCCAGCUCCAGCCAGAAUUCCCAUUCCUCCUCGGAUAUAUCCUGUACACAAUGAAGUUUGUCCUGAAGUCACCAUCCAGAACGGCAUCGUUAAAGGUUUUAACAUGAUGGAAGUGUUUGGUCUGACGCGGAAAGCUCACUCAUCAGUGGAGGGAGUGGCAGCCGAGCCCUUUGUCUUCAACAAUCUGCCUGCCUACACCGUGUACAGAGAUGUGCAACUGACACAGAGCACCAAGUUUAUUCACCCUGCAGGUUUCUCUCCAGAGCACACCAUCAGCAUCACUUUUCGCCUGCUGCAGGAUACACCAAAGGAAGCCUUUGCUCUCUGGCAGCUCACUGACAAUGACUUCCAGCCAAAGAUGGGAGUUGUGAUUGACCCUUCUAGCCAACAUCUGAUGUACUUCAGUCUGGACUACAGGGGAGAAGUGCAGGAGCUCACCUUUGAUCAGCCACAGGUCCACAAGAUUUUCUAUGGAAGUUUUCACAAGGUUCACCUGUCUGUCAGCCAGGUGAGCGUCUCCCUGUCUGUGGACUGUCAGCCUGUUGGUGAAAGGCCAGCUCGCCCUCUGGGAAACCUGCCCACCGAUGGAUUCGAGAUGCUGGGAAAACUGGUGAAAACCAGAGGACCUAAAAGCGGCUCAGCCCCGUUCCAGCUACAGUCCUUUGAAAUCAUCUGUAACAACACAUGGGCUUCAUUGGAUACUUGUUGUGACCUGCCUGGAGUGAGGGAUGAGGAGAGCUGCCCUGCUCCACCGUACGCAUGUACCUGUUCCUCCAACGUUCAAGGAGCUCCAGGACCCCCUGGACCAAUUGGGAAACCAGGUCCUCGAGGGGACAAAGGUGAUAAGGGAGAACAGGGCUCAAAGGGAGAGGUGGGCCCCCCAGGGAAGGCUGGAUUUGAGGGGGGUCUUGGACCUGUGGGCAGCAUUGGACCCCGAGGCCUAACAGUUCAAGGCAAAAUUGGUCCACCAGGAGCAAGGGGAGAAAAAGGAGAUCCUGGCAGACCAGGAGUGCAGGGUUCACCUGGACCUCCAGGUCCAAAGGGAGAAGAGGGGAUCCCAGGCCCCAGGGGUAUCAGAGGUGUGGAGGGAAACAUUGGUUCCCCGGGCAUUACGGGAACCAGGGGUUUCCAAGGACUUCCAGGAUACCCAGGACCUGUUGGAGAGAGGGGUCCCUCUGGACCUGUUGGACCAACGGGUCUGCCGGGAAAUAAAGGGGAACGAGGUGAAAAGGGGGAACCGCAGUCUAUGGCCAUGAUCUAUCAGCUGGUGACACAGGCCUGUGAACAACUAGUUCACAAGGAGGUUUUGAAGCUUGACAUGUACAUCAAUGAGAUUAGUCGAAAGCCCGUUCCUAUUGAGGAGCCGGUGGGGCCCCCAGGAGAGCCUGGUAUACCAGGGUCCAGGGGCCCACCUGGUGCCAGGGGCAACCAGGGGAAUGUUGGCUCAAGAGGGAGACCUGGGAGGCCAGGGUAUCCAGGAGAGCAAGGUCGGAGAGGAAUCCCUGGAGAAAAAGGAAGUUUGGGGAAUAAUGUCCAGGGGCCCUCAGGAAUUAAAGGGUUGGCAGGUCCUCCAGGGGAGUCCAAGCCAGGGGUCCCAGGUCCAAAAGGAAACGACGGCAAACCAGGGCCACCAGGGACCACUGGGAGUUUGGGUCAGCCAGGAGAGAUUGGACCACGGGGCAUAUGUGACAGCAGUGGAGGCUGUCGAAAUAUUCCCCAACAAACAGAAGACCCUUAUUACGGCUACCAACCCUGAGAAGAGAAAGCAAGCAGUCACCAAUAAAAUGACUCUCCUUUAGAGCUGAGCAGAAGCACGCUUACCAGUCACCCUGUUCCAGUCUCCAUUUUGUUUGAAAUCUCCAGAAAAAUGAACCUAAGAUGAAUCAGAGAGCUUUCCAGUAUAAACCAGAAUAACUGUCUAUAAUAAAGAAAUCUCAGUUGGA
Poecilia latipinna (sailfin molly) is the source of this 5334-nucleotide messenger RNA. RefSeq names its product collagen alpha-1(XX) chain-like. Gene Ontology annotation, molecular function: extracellular matrix structural constituent; integrin binding; proteoglycan binding. The record is from RefSeq and is a predicted model, not a curated record. Gene Ontology annotation, biological process: cell-matrix adhesion; nervous system development; cell-substrate junction assembly. The transcript is spliced from 43 exons. The coding region runs from base 447 to 5147 and encodes 1566 amino acids. NCBI's taxonomy places the organism in Eukaryota, Metazoa, Chordata, Actinopteri, Cyprinodontiformes, Poeciliidae.